Messenger RNA from Chelonia mydas (Green sea turtle), 12984 nucleotides. It is a transcript of the gene USP49, whose product is annotated as ubiquitin specific peptidase 49. The coding region runs from base 1263 to 3356 and encodes 697 amino acids. NCBI's taxonomy places the organism in Eukaryota, Metazoa, Chordata, Testudines, Cheloniidae. Gene Ontology annotation, biological process: protein deubiquitination. Gene Ontology annotation, molecular function: zinc ion binding; cysteine-type deubiquitinase activity. The record is from RefSeq and is a predicted model, not a curated record. The transcript has 11 exons. Gene Ontology annotation, cellular component: cytoplasm.
CUACAAUGUGAGGUUGGGGGGAAGCUGGUGAUGGAGGCCAAGGGACAGUUUACUGCCCUUUUGGGGCUAGGGUGAGGUUCAGCCCUGGAGUGGUACAUGUGACUGGAGGAGGAGCUCAGGGAGCUGGAGGGAGAGCUCAGGGGAUGAGGACUGGUGUGUUUGAGGGAGCUGAGAUGGGCUGAAAACUAGAGAGUGCAGGUGCUGGAGGUGAAGGGGACCUGGGCACAGAAGUUAUAAGGGAGGCUGGGGCAAGUGUUGAAGGGGAAAGGUAGGUCUGGGAGAAAGAGAUGAUGAGUGGAGGCUGGAUCAAGGGAGAGGUGAGGAUGGUGGCUGAGCAGUGGUUGGGGCCCUCGGUGAUUGGAACAGGCAAUAUAGAGAGGAACCAUGGGUUGCUGGGUAGGGAGUUGGAACAAGAGCUAACUAUGAAGAGGCCAGGUCCCUCAGGAACCUCCCAGAAUUGGGCCCUAAUUGUGUAACAACUUUUCCUUAAAUCCUUCUUGCCUUAUUCACACCAGUAGAACCAUUGAAGUCUGUGUGACUCUGAGUUUAAGGUGUGGAAAACCCUUUAUGCAGCAGAAUCAGUCAAUACAGUGCUGCUGCUUGAGGAGGAAAAGCCACCCACACUAGUGCUUGGAAAUGUUACCAGAUGUCUCCAAGUCAGAGAGGACUAAACAAUGCCAGCCUAAGAUUUAAGAUGAAAGAUGAGUGGCUCUGCUCUUUAUGCCCAGGGUCACAGUCUCAGAGAGAGGCAUCCCCCGAGAUAGCCAGGUUCCAGCCUAUUAAAGGCCUAGAAGAUCUGAAAGGUGGUGAUUUCUCCAGCAAAAGAAAGGAGCAGGGACAAGUCUGCAGUUUGGUCUUCAGAUUUGGGAAGAAAUUCAGCUCUGUUGUAAGCAAUAAAUGGGAGUUGUGCCUGUAUCUAUUUGGCUCUGUCUCUACUGCAACAAGAAGCAGCAUGGAGAAGAAGUUGGCAUGGAUUGCUGUUGGUUUUAUUGGCCCAUCCUCUGACUGAUCAGACUUGGAACUCUUCGGUCCCUCUGGUAUUCUCCAGAUCCUAAUGGACAGUUGAGUUAGACUCCAGCUAUGGCAAAGGCUUUGAAGCUGUGCUGCUUUGUGAUGAAGACCUAAGUAGUAAUUAAAUUCCUGAAGAACUGCCAAGUCUCCUAUUGGCUGAAAUGGGGAUGUUCCAGGCUCUGGUCAUUGAGUUGCGAAAAAAAGAAUGUUUAAAGAUGACACAGGUACAGCAGUGGAGCCUUCUGUAAGACAUGGAUAGAUGCAAACAUGUCGGGCGGCUACGACUUGCCCAGGACCAUUCUAUCCUGAAUCCCCAGAAGUGGCACUGCAAAGACUGCAACACCACGGAGUCUAUAUGGGCUUGUCUGAAAUGCUCCCACGUGGCCUGUGGAAGGUACAUUGAGGAACAUGCACUUAAACACUUUGAAGAGACCAAGCAUCCCUUGGCUAUGGAAGUUAAUGAUCUGUAUGUGUUUUGUUACCUUUGUGAAGACUAUGUCUUGAAUGAUAAUCCUGAGGGUGAUUUGAAAUUGUUAAGAAGCUCGCUUUCUGCUAUUAGAAGUCAGAAGCAUGAUCCAUCAGCAAGAAGUGGGAGGACAUUGCGAUCAAUGGCUUUGGGGGAGGAUGUGUAUAGCCAUCAAAGGACCCCUCAGGGACAGCCUCAGAUGCUCACUGCUCUCUGGCACAGGCGCCAAUCUUUGCUAGCAAAAGCACUGCGGACCUGGUUUGAUAAGAGUUCUAGAGGCCGGCUAAAACUAGAACAAAAGAAACAAAUGGAGGAACUGGAGAGAAAGAAGGAAGCAGCCAGGCAGAGGCGGCAAGAGAUGAAACGGCGACUUUUGGAGGAACUGGCAAACACUCCUCCUAGAAAGAGUGCGAGACUUCUGUCUCACGUUCACAGAGAGAAUUUGAUUCCAAGGAAGUUUAGAGAGAUGGCAGCAAGUUCCCCUACCUCAAGGCGAGUGCAGAGCAGCAGAUUCAGACAGUUUUAUUCCAUCCGGCGUAAGCCCCUAAUGACUCCUGGUGUGACUGGCUUAAGGAAUCUGGGAAACACAUGCUACAUGAACUCAAUCCUUCAAGUGCUAAGUCACCUCCAGAAGUUCAGAGAAUGUUUUUUGACACUUGACCUCUGUGAAACUGAAGAACUCUUAGCCAAAACCGUGAAUGGAAAGUCUAGAAUGUCUGGCAAGUUGGCAAAUGGAUCUGCUGCUAAUGAGUCGGGGAGGAAUGAUAAAAUGGGGUCAUAUGGCAGGCAAAGCUUGCCAGCUGGCUUAAAUGGUGGGUCCUCAAUAAGCAGGAGUUUAGAACUAAUACAGCCCAAGGAACCGAGUUCAAAGCACAUUUCUCUCUGUCAUGAACUGCACACCCUCUUCAGAGUCAUGUGGUCUGGGAAGUGGGCAUUAGUGUCUCCAUUUGCCAUGCUGCACUCCGUGUGGAGUUUGAUUCCAGCAUUUCGAGGUUAUGAUCAGCAGGACGCUCAGGAAUUUCUCUGUGAGCUGUUGGACAAAGUGCAGCAGGAGCUGGAGUCGGAAGGAACGAAGCGCAGGAUCCUCAUCCCUUUCUCACAGAGGAAGCUCACCAAGCAGGUCCUGAAGGUGGUGAACACCAUUUUUCACGGGCAGCUGCUCAGUCAGGUCACCUGCAUAACAUGCAACUACAAAUCCAACACCAUUGAGCCCUUCUGGGAUCUUUCCCUGGAAUUCCCUGAACGCUAUCACUCUAUUGAGAAAGGGAUUGUCCCCGUUAACCAGACAGAGUGCAUGCUGACAGAAAUGUUGGCCAAGUUCACAGAAACAGAAGCUCUGGAAGGGAGGAUAUAUGCGUGUGACCAAUGCAACAGCAAACGACGGAAGUCUUCUCCUAAACCUCUUGUUCUGAGUGAAGCUAAAAAGCAGUUAAUGAUCUACAGACUACCUCAGGUCCUCCGGCUGCACCUUAAACGAUUCAGGUGGUCUGGACGUAAUCACCGUGAGAAGAUUGGGGUCCAUGUCCUCUUUGACCAGGUAUUAAACAUGGAACCUUACUGCUGCAGGGACUCUCUCUCCUCUCUUGACACAGAGACCUUUGUCUAUGACCUCUCCGCUGUGGUGAUGCAUCAUGGUAAAGGGUUUGGCUCAGGACACUACACAGCAUAUUGCUACAACACAGAGGGAGGUUUUUGGGUCCACUGCAAUGAUUCCAAACUGAAUGUAUGUAGCGUGGAGGAGGUGUGCAAAACCCAGGCCUACAUUCUUUUUUACACUCAAAGAACAGUGCAGGGCAAAGCAGGAAUCUCAGAAACACAACUCCAAGCUCAGGUGCCGUCCAAAAACAGCGAUAAGGACAGAAGACUGACAUUCCCAUGAUGGGAAGCAUUAAUAACUCAACUGACUCUCUCAGUUUUUUAAACCAUUGGUGUUCACACAUCAUUCCUCUUCGUAGGAAUAAAGGCUUACUGCAGGAACAGAUCAAAUCACCAUGUUUGCCACCCCAGGGUCCGGAAAAAUGCCUAUCAGGCUGUGCAAUUCCGUCAUAGAAAAUUGUAGUCAGAAUCUUUUCUUCUUUUUUUUUAAUUGGUAAAACUCACUUUCCUCAAAACAGCCACAGAUGCCUAGUAUCGUUCAUCUUAUUUCAAACAGAAAUUAAAUGAAGCAUGUAAAAGUAAGUACAACCCAUUUGUUCAUCCAGAAUACAAACCUAUCAAACUGACUCCCAAAUUCGCUAGUAAUUAAUACUGCUUACAAAAAACAUCUCCAGAAAAAAUAGAGGUACAGUAGAAUCUCACUUAACCUUCAUUCCCUUGAUGUCAAUGAUAUUCUCUGGUGUGAAUCACUUACCCAGUCCCUUCCCACCUGUGUUUGUCUGAGUGGCUUCAAUUUCCCCAAAAUACCUUGAAUAGGUGGAGUUGUAUUUUUCAAAAGGCAUUCUUGCUGGAGAGUCUUCUAAGGCCCUUUGCCCUAGGAAAAUGUUUCACCAAGCCUUAAUCACAUUGUCUGUAACAGUGCUGAAAACAUUCUGAAAACAGAUUAGUGCACAUAGAACACCACCAGUAGAGAAAGGGACUAGAGGAUGCCCUUUACUGACUUCCAUUGUCAGCAACGGAUCAUUUUCUGAGUAUUGACAGGGCCUAAAUUUAGCAUUGGUACACACAUGGCAGCAUUUUUCUUUAACUGGACUGAAUUGACUUGGAAAUUUAGUGUUCACUUCUGAUAUGGAAUGUGAUAAAUGUGGUUCUGCUCUGGAGAGAGAUCAUGUAAAAGUGGAACCUUCUGCUUGAUCAGAUCUGCCCCAGUACAUGUUCAGAAUCCUGUCUGCAGAUGUUAGCAGCAAAAAUAAGUGUGAGUUGUUUUUUAUUCCUGUUAGCGCUACAGUGCCAAUGCAGCUAUAGGGGAAUGUGCUGGAUUUUGGGUUUUUUUGUGCAUAAACACAAUUGCUUACUAAAUUCCAACCUGUUACGCUUAUGCAAGUUUGUUGAAGACAAUGAGAUUACAUAGAAUGGAGGGAAGAAUUUGGCCAGCCACAUCUUGGCUCUCAAAUCCCAGUUUGAGUUUGCAGAGCUGCAGACUUGUAAAAACAUCUUUAUACUUGCAAUCUGAGCUUGGUAUAGAAAUCACUGAAACACAGCAACCAUAGGGCCUCACGGUACCAUUUUGUCUCUUUUCCCAGUAGAACCACACUUAAAACAUUUAUUUAGUUUGAGGAUUGUGCUGUCCAUGUUCAAUUUUAGAGAUCAGACCUGAGAGUUUGAAAGAGGGUCUCUUGUUCCCUGUGCAGUCAGUCUUGUUUGGUGGAGAUGGCUAAGGUGGAAACAAUUUAAAAAUCCAGUGGGACAUUUUAAACCUCAGAAAUUUAAACUUAAAAUCCAGAUAAAAAGUCCUGAAAUCAUUGGUUUUCCUUCUUUCCUUUUAUUCUUGUCAGCAUUUGCCCACCAGAUAUAAACUAAUUGGCAGAGCCAUCCUAUUGUUCUAGAGGGUGGGAUAAAUUUCCUGAAGUAAUACCCUCUUGCCAUUGCCACUAUCAUGACAAUUAACCUCCUGUCUUAAGGGCAAAACAGACUCUCCUCUCAGGUUGUUGUUAAUCACUCCAACUAUCCAGGAGGGAGGGAGGGAGCAGUAUGGCAGGGCAGACAACCAACUCCUUUCCUGUCGCCAGAGCAAAGACUGAGUGUGUCACCUCAAGGAGACACUGGUCUUCACUGUCCUGGAGAGUGGGAGUUGCUCAAGAAUCCAUGUUUCCUGUAUGUCUGAGCAACGUGUUGCUUUGGAGCCUACAAAAAUCGCCUGGUUUUGUUUUGCUAGUAACUGUAAUUUCAGAAUUCUAGAUUUUCACUCACUGGAGGCAGAGCAAUUUGAGGCAGUCCCAUAGGUGCUAAUGAAAUUUGUUUUGUUUAAAAAAAAAAAAAAAAAAAAAAAAAAAAAGCCUUAUCUGUAACUAGGCUUGGAAGGAUUUGAUUUUUAUUUCUUAUGAAUUCUGACAGGUAUUUGUUUAUUUCCUAGGUGUAUGUACUGAUUUUUUGGGGGGCAAUUCAAGGAAAUAAAAACAAACCCCAUAGAUAGUAACUAUUCAAAAUGUAAUGGGCCAAAUUAAGACAGAAUGUAAGGAGAUUCAACUCCACUAAAUUCACUGCAGUCCAAAUUUGGCCCAGGGAAUGUAAAAGUUGAGGUCCGUAAGAUUUAGAAACAAAAUCAUGCAGCUGUGAUUAUCAAAUAUUUAUAAGCAUGAUUGGUUCUUUGCUAAUACAAAAAGUACAUACUUAUUAGUCCAAACAAUAUUUGAAAGAAAAAAGUAGAGAAGAGAAAGCUGAAGUACUAAAAUACCUUUUUAAUCUUUUUUGGGGGUGGAGGGAAAAAUAGAUAUUUUCCAAAGCACUGAUUAUCCUUCCAAGCCUAUCAGUUCUUUUAAGAUGAAAUUGGACCCAUUAUUUAACAGAAAGUAGAUUAUUUGCUUUUAAACAGCAGAUUCACAGUUUACCAUGACUGAUGACCAUAAUGGCAAAUUUACUUUCUGAAAACUCCUGCCAUGGUAACGCUGUUAUAGAAAAGUCUAUGAUAUAAAGGCAAACCACAAUGCAGCAUUACAAUUGUUACUGCAGUGAGCCUAGACUUAUCACUAUGAAUGCUCAUCUUUUGACUGAGUGUGUUGCAUUAAUAUUUGAAUUCAGGUAGUAAUACAGUUGUCACUUGAAUUGAGUAGGUUGCAGAGAGGGAAGGGAGGCUGGAAGGAGGGUGUACAUUUAGCCAUCAAUGUAUCAGAUUUCCCAAGCAGAUUUGUAGCAUUUGCUGUUGACAUCUUUUGAGAUUAGUGGCCUCUCCAUAUGACAUUAACCCAGUAGUGCUGAGAUGUGGAGAAAUUGCAGUCAGAAAAAAUGACUUACCCUGGUAGGGAAGGAAAUAAUUAUACUUUAAAUUAAACUUGCUUUUUCCAACACUGUGAGGUUUCUGUAAUAUUUAGCUUUUAUUUGGAAGCGAUAGCGUAUAGCAUUUUUUAUGCUGUUUGGUUUAUAUUUGUCUACUGCAGGCUUCUUUAUAUAAGCAUCGCCCAGUGCUCCCACUGUGCUGUACACUGUUUUAUAGUGUCCUGGUUGCCAGAAAUUCUGAUUGGAAGUUACAUGUCUAGGUCGAUAAGAUGAAGAUGUUACUUGCAAUUACAGUGAAGUCCACUUAAGUGAAUGCUUGACAAAAGUGUAACCUAUCAAAUAAACUUUGUCCCUCCUUAAUCCUAUGAGUCAAAUUAUGCUCAGACACUGGCAUAUACUUAGAGUAGCUCAGUUGAAGUCAAUUGAAUUACUGCAGAUUUAGGUCCCUAUCCUGCAAACACAUAACAUAUGGGUGCUACCUGAAUCAUGCAAGUAGUCCCAUUUACUUUAAUAAGACUACUCAUGUGAGUAGUUAUGUACAGUAGUUAUGUUGGCAGAAUCAGAUCCUUAAAUUGGUGUAAUUAAGAGCAGAAUUUGGUCCUGUAUGGGUAGUUAAAAUUCUUCAAUUUAAAAAAGAAAAAAUGGGUGGAACAGGCUAAUAUCUCAAUUCUUUUUUAAAUGACUGGAUGAAUAAGAAAUUGUGCCUGCUCUGUACAAGUUUAUUGGCUUGAUGGAAACCGUUUGCAAGAGAUCGCUGCUGCAUAUGCAAAUACAAGGAUGUCGAUGACCAAAUUUGUAAGGCUCUGAAGCAGCAACUAAUGCUAGCCUUAAACCUUUAGAGUGCUACAGUAGACGAAAAAUAAUUGUCACCAUUUUUUCUGUCCUACCUUUGCUCCUGUGGCUUUCUAGGAGCCCAAUCCUGUCAGGUGAACAGAGCCUCCUGAGAGCAGUGGUGCUGAGCAACACCCAAAGCUAAUGGGAAUGUGAUUGGCACCUUGCAGGAUAGGCCUCUAGAAGCAUAGGAAGCUGCUGUAAAUUAAUGAAUUACUUAUACUCGUACGUAUGUGCAGCUUGAAAUAUGAAGGCACCACCAGCACCUCCUUAAUCUAUUUAAAUCUUAAGUAAACCAGCUUUAUUUCACUUAGUUUUUUAAAUAUGAAAAUCUUAACCUGACCAUGAAGUUGUAAAUUUUAAGUCCCAAGGUCUGCUGAGGUAGUUGGAAAACAUUGUCUUAGGCUAACUUCACCACUAGCAAGUUAAUUACAACUACUUCCCAGUACCGUACUCUCUUACUGCCUGCACUGCCAAGUUACACUAUGCACUGGGCGAAGAGGAAUUUCAAUGCAAAAUACUGAAAGCUGACAAAGUUUUUUGUUGUCUACUGACUAGAUGAACUCCAGUUUGAUAACUUCAAACAUUGUCACAGGUGAGGCAGUAGAUAGAAUAAUGCAUAUUAAACAGUCUGGGACUGAGCUGUCAUAUUGGAAUUGUUCCCUUCCAGGUGACAGGACCACCUCCACACAGUUAAGAACUUCCAGACAUCUUGAGUGUAGAAAUAAAAUUGGAAAUGGUAAAAAUGUUAAAUGUGUCCUAUGGACUCGUAAGCAGAGAUUAUUUUUGUUUUUAAAAGCCAAGGCUUCUAGUGUAAAUAGUCUCCCUGCCAUACAGAAGCUCUGAUAGAAUAUGCUUAGUUACUUCCCAGUGGGAGAGACAAGCAAGUGGGUGUUGGCUGCCAUCAAAAUACCCCAGCAUAAAAUGGGAGAGGUCAACAGUAUUACAGACAGAAAAAUUUGAAAAAAAAAAGGGGGGGCAGGAAUGGGAGACUGGGAAAGGGGUUAGUUUUACCUACUGAUAAAGCUUUGUGAACUAAUUUUUAUAUGAUUCAUUAAAUUUGGUGCCUUGUAUCCAAUUACAUUUUGCAUGGGACCGAAAAGUUGGGAGUUUUAAAAGAAUUUCCCCUCUCAUCAUUCAAGUGGCAGACAAAUCUGUAUGUUUUUUACAAGUACUUUUCAGUGUCAUUGACAUUUUUACAUUUCAUAUCUGUAUGUGAAUGAAGAAAAACAGUUCUUACCAGCAAGUUCGGAACUUGGUGUAUUUUGGUGUACAUGUCUGAAAUCUCUGUGUUUGUAAUAACUCAAAUGACUACUUGUUCAAAGGCAGAACAUGUUUGUUUGUUUUUUUAUUUUCUUUCUAUGUUACUCAGACCACUUCCAAUCAGGUCAGUAAGGUUACACCUCUCAAAACAAGAACCUUAUUUAUAAUAAGACCUGUGUUAUAUGAGGGAUGAAAUCUCCACUUGCAGCAUUUUGGUAGAGUAGUAGGAGUUUUGGAAAGGCCUUUCUGAUUUAAACAUAUUGACUGAUAAUUGGAGACUUAAGAAGGGGGGCGGGGGGAGAGAUAGUUACCUUUGACAUGGUACUGUUUGCACAGAUUUACCAGUUAGCAGUGUAGUAAACAAUCCCACAAUACUGCAGUUUCAUAUGCAAGAUGCACGGUUGUUUAAGGUGGCUAAAUAUCUCUACUUAAACUGUAGAUGAUAAAAUCCCAACUCCUGCUCUGAAUGCUGCCUUCUUUUGUGUCUAAUCUCUGCACCUUGUUUGAGAUUAGCCAGGGAGGAAGGAGUUGAGUAGGAAUUUCUUGCCUGUGGGAAUAUAAAACCUAAACUGGGAGGGUUUUUGGUUUCUAUUACAUUAAUAUUGAUAUCCAUGUAUUUACAAGUGGGAAUGUGAAGCAUUCUUGCAAGUUUUUAAAUUUAUAAAACCACAGCACAGGUUUCAUGAUCAAAAACUGCAUUUGUUAGUUUACCUGUACCAAUUUGUAAUUAGUUGUCUUAGUUAAUUUUAGGGUAUGCCUUGGGCCAUUCCUUCCAUUGUGCUUAUAUUAUUUUGUGUGUAUGUAUGAGUUCCAGUUGUUCUAAGAAUAAUUUGUAUGGUUGGCCAAAAUGCUUUCAAAAGGAACUUUUAAACUGGAACAAGUCUUCUUAAAAAUGUUUUCAACUUACAUUUCCAAAAGGAAAAAAAAAAUGACCAACCCAAUGGGCCCAAGACUGACUUUAACCACUGUUAACUAUUUAUUGUUUGAAGCUUGUGCAUGAACAGCUCUUUUACUGAAUUCUGUUCAGGUUGGAGUUUGGGAAAGGGAAGGAGUUAAAAAAACAACCCACUGACAAAGCUGAAGUGACCACUGUAAAACGUUUUGGAGUAUAUGUAGAUGAGGCAGGAAGAGUUUAAUCACCAGAGGAUCCAGCAGUGAAUGCUUUUGUGUGUGGGUGGUGGCGGCAGCAAAGGGCAUAAAAUCCAAGAAUGGAAUCUGAUCAGCAGCAAAAUCCUAACCCUUGAGGGCCUGCCACUUAUACUUUUUGUAGAAUGAAUGGUUAAGUUUAAUGGAAAACUAUUCCUUCUCAGAAACUAUCCACUCACUUCUCUGGAGAUUUAAAGAAAAAUAUAAAGGAAGUCACCUGCUUAAACCCCACAAUGGUCACUUGGAGGUAAAAAAGGAAUGAAUAGACAACUAAUAGCUUGUACUUUGAUUUAAUAUUAAAAAAUUAUGGUUAAGCAUUUCAGGGUAGAAAACUAUUGCCUUAGAUAUGAGAGAGAAACUGAACUCUUUUCAUGUUAAAAUUAAACUCUGUAGAGAACUUUCUGAUGCUGGCUUUUUGCUUGAUGAGCAGAAAAAACAUCUAGGGCCUGAGAAUGGAACAGCAUUUAGUGCACUUGUAAUUAGAGUCUCAAUCUAAGAGCUUGUCUACAUGGUGGGGUAAUGCAUGCUCUGGGAGUGUAAUUUUUUGAAGUGUACUGUGUGUUGCACAUUAAUAGGUCUGGUCUGCACACAUUUUCUAUCAGCAUAACUUUUAGUUAGGGUUGUGUGGUUUGGUUCUUUUAAACCAAUAACUAAAGUGAUACGAUGUCCUACGUGUGGCUGGGUGAAAAGUGCUUAAACCAGUAUGGCUUAUUCCCCUUCUCAUUUGUGGAAUAAGCUGCAGUGGGAUACGUGUAUAACAGCAGCCACACUGGAGAGUGGGGGGAUUGUACCACUUUAGCUAUACCAGUAUAGUUAAACCACGACAACUCUUGUGUGUAGACAAGGCCUAACAAUGUAUCUAUCAAAAGAGACAAGCUAGAGCCUUAAGUGAAUGACUUUUUCUGCCAGCUUUUCCUGCUCUAGUCUAGAAUCUGUCCCUUAAUUUAAACAGGUGCCUAGAUACACCUUGGCACCUUUCUGAUUGGAUAAGUAAUGCUACCUUUAAUCUGUCUAACUCAGUACUCCUGCUCUGGCAAGGCUACAACUGUAUACACUCCUGCCUAAUCUUAGUAGAAAGCCCUUACCACUUGACAGUACCAUUUGGCCUAACAAUUAAAAUUCACAUAGGUAUAGAUUUCCCCCUGCCUCAAAUAAACCACACAAAUAUGUGAAAACUCAACUUUGAGUAAGUGUUUGAGGGGCCCCUUGCUGGCUGCUGCCAAUCAGAAGUGACCUUGAUACUGGCACCAUGAGGAGCCCAUGGUGUGAAGUAGAACUGAUCCAUUUUAACUUAGCUUUAAAUAAGCAUUUACAAAUUCAGGGGGAAACUUACUUAAUGCCAUAACUAUUAGUGUCCAUUAAAGAGAGAGCUCAUAUGAGAGGAAGAAAGUUAUAAAAGUUAGCUAAGUUGUUUGCCUGAAAUAAAAUCCCCCUCAAUGUUUUUUCCAAUAGUCUUCCCCUUCUUAAUGUUUUAAAAUCCGAUUUAAACGUUCACAUAACAGAUAAACUUCAUAGAAGAUCAGGGUUGGAAGGGACCUCAGGAGGUCAUCUAGUCUAACCCCCUGCUCAAAGCAGGGCCAAUCCCCAGCUAAAUCAUCCCAGCCAAGGUUUUGUCAAGCUGGGCCUUAAAAACCUCAAAAGAAGGAGCUUCUACCACCUCCCUAGGUAAUGCAUUCCAGUGCUUCACCACCCUCCUAGUGAAAAAGUUUUUCCUAAAAUCUGACCUAAACCUCCCCCACUGCAACUUGAGACCAUUACUCCUUGUUCUGUCAUCUGCUACCACUGAGAACAGUCUAGAUCCAGAUUGUAAACUUCAUUUACAAUUUCUGAUCAUGGAUUUCCAAGCUUCUUUAUGGAAUAGUGAUUAAGUAUGGGAUUUUGAAGAUUGGAUUGGCCUAAUUCUUCUCCCAUUAAAUCAAUAGGAAUUACACCAUUGACUUCAAUAGGAGCAGUUAAACCAGGGCCAAGUACUUUUUAAAAUCCCAUUAUAAAGUAACGCUUUGCUUGGUGAUCCUUGGAAGACUGCUGUCCUUUAAAUAUUUGCCAAGGCUGGAAAGAACAGAGUUUUCUUUUAACACUAAACAUUCUCUUGAAAGCAGAAAUGAAGGAUGGAUGUUUUUUGCUUUUUUGAGCGAGAAACCCAAAGUGUGAAGGGGAAAAAAAUAACUUGGCCAGAUCGUUGGCUUUUCAGUGACUUUUGUGGGGAGCUUUAAGUCAAAGCUAUGUGUAGCUGUAAGUACAGGCUUCUGCUACCUGAUCAAUAAUUACCUAAGCUGAUACACACCAUGCUCUGGUAAUUAACAAGGCUGUCUUAGCUGCAAGGACUUUCAUAGAUGAUAGCUAGGAAUCUAACUAAUUGCUGGCCAUUUCAGUGCAUAGAUGUAAACGAGCUCUAUUUCAGUCAACAUCCAAGUAACUCACCAUGACAGAAUUGUGUGCCUAGAGCUGCAUAACCUGGCUCCUGUCUGAACCCAAGUUCUAGGAAGAAGUUAGGGUGUUAAGUCAAAAACCUUUAGGAAUCAAGUUUAAAUCUAUCCAAUGUUCUUCCCUUUUUAUUUUUGCUGGAAGAGGACAUAUCUCCUGUUUAGUGAGACUUAAGUUCAUAAUGAGCAUCCUUUGCUGAAUACUGAUACUUGUUCUGAAAAUUUAGGUGGAGAUUAUUUCCAAUUAACUUACUAGAUAAAGCUGAAAUUGACUUAUUUCCUCCAUCUGCUCUGAAGGGCCCUCACUAUACCCCCACCAAAAAACAGAAACCUGAAUCUGUUGGCUGUGCUGUGUAGGACUCCUCUUAACACAGAGUAAUAGAUGAACUCAUGCAUAAAAUUCCAAAGGAUCUGAAGCCAUGCUGCAGUGGUGCUGCAUAAUGCUCAGGGCUGGAACAUGUGCUACUGUUUGUAGCUAUAGCAUGACAAUGCAUGUGAUUAAAGCUAGAAAGGAGCAGUGCUUCUGAGCCUGUCCUCCAUAUCGUCACUUUCACCUCCCAUGGAAUAGCCUCACCAAGAUCAGCUGGAUUCCAACAGCAGCUUAAUGGUGGCAACUAGUAGAACCAGUCCAAGGCACUAAAAUGCUAUGCAACACCAAACAGCUUCUUCCCCAAGUAUAACAUACAAUCAUAAUUCCUCUAAGAUAAAGAAAUGCACCAGCUUUAUCCUGUCUGAACUUUUAUCCGUGUACAUUUCUGGUGGUUAGAGUUUACCUAGGGCUUUUAAAAAUGUUGUUUUCCCUUUGAAUAAAUAGCUGACAAGUCCUGCUUACAACACAGGAUUAGGACUUGUUCCUUUCUCUUUUGGGUGUGAAAUAUGAAUCAUGUUUUUAUGAUUUUUGUAAAUCUUUACUCUUUUUUACACCUUGUUUUGUAAGAUGAAGUUUCCUAUUAAAAGAAUAAAAUGCCAGUGCAA